AUGGGUGUUCCCAAAUUCUUCAGAUGGCUCUCCGAGCGAUAUCCUGCCAUCUCCCAACUCAUCGCAGAGAACAGAAUACCCGAGUUCGAUUGCCUUUACCUCGACAUGAAUGGUAUCAUUCAUAACUGUACUCAUAAGGAUGCAGGCGAAGAUGUAUCCUUCCGCCUUAGCGAAGAGGAAAUGUUUAUUCGUAUAUUUAAUUACAUCGAACAUUUGUUUGGAAAAAUCAAGCCCAAACAGCUAUUCUUCAUGGCUAUCGAUGGUGUUGCGCCUCGAGCCAAGAUGAACCAGCAGCGCUCUCGACGUUUCCGGACGGCUCUUGACGCCGAGAAGGCCCGUGAUAAGGCCAUCAAAGAUGGCGUUGAGCUUCCCAAAGAGGAACCAUUCGACAGCAACUGCAUUACCCCAGGUACUGAGUUUAUGGCGAAGCUAUCCCAGCAGUUGCGAUACUUUGUCAACAAGAAGGUGUCUGAGGAUACUGAUUGGCAAGGAUGUGAGAUCGUCCUAUCUGGCCACGAAGUCCCUGGUGAGGGAGAACACAAGAUCAUGGAAUACAUUCGAAACGCCAAGGCCCAGCCCAACUACAACCACAACGUGCGACAUUGUCUCUAUGGUCUUGAUGCUGAUUUAAUCAUGCUUGGUCUCCUCAGCCAUGACCCCCAUUUCUGUCUUCUACGAGAAGAGGUAACGUUUGGGCGGGCUUCCAAGACCAAAUCCAAAGAGCUCGAACAUCAAAAUUUCUAUCUUCUUCAUCUUUGCAUUGUAAGAGAGUAUCUUGAGAUGGAGUUUCAAGAGCUUCAAGAAGAAGGAACUCUCAGCUUCCCGUUUGAUCUUGAAAGAGUCAUCGACGACUUUAUUUUGAUGGCGUUCUUUGUUGGAAAUGAUUUCUUGCCGAACUUACCAAGCUUGCACAUUAACGAAGGUGCGCUGGCGAACAUGUUCAGGAUCUACAAAUCAAUUCUUCCUAAAUGCGAUGGAUAUAUCAACGAGAAUGGAGUCAUUAACAUGGAAAGACUACAGCGCCUUCUGGGCGAACUGUCCAACACUGAAAUUAGCGCUUUUGAGACCGACAUGUCAGACGAGAAAUGGUUUGCUUCAAAGCAGAUGGAAAAGAAGCUUGAGAACAAGAAUGUCGAGACAAAGGCGCCUAAAGGAGGCCAGCUUGUACUUACCCCGGCGCAACGCGACCUGUGGAAACAAAAGAUUCGGCCGUACAUCUCCAAGCGCUCGGAUGAGCCUUUAGACCUCGGCACCAACCUGAAGGCUGCUGAUCGCAAAUUCGUUCAGGAUUUGGCGGAUUCGAUGCAUCUACAAUGGACCACCAAAGAGGAUGACGAGGGCCACCGGCAUCUGAUUGUUUCAUUCCCCCCUAAGGAUAACGGCGACGACGACGAUGAUGACGACGAGGAAGAGGAAGGUAACCUUGCAGCUUACCGGGUCAUGACGACCUACGACAAGGCUUUGGUAAUCGAUUUGACACCCGAAGAGGCACAGAAAAAUUACGAGAAACUCUACCAAGACAAGUACCAGGGCUGGAAGACGAAGUAUUACCUUCAGAAAUUCGAGGAGUGGGCUCCUGACAACUACGACAAGGAGCUCACAGCAUUGUGUGAAAACUACGUGCAAGGUUUACAAUGGGUAUUGUACUACUACUACCGCGGAAUCGCUUCGUGGCCUUGGUUCUAUGGAUACCACUACGCGCCUCUUAUUUCAGAUGUCGUCAAGGGCGUCGGCGCGGAUUUGAACUUCAAGAAGGGCCAGCCUUUCUUACCCUAUGAACAGCUUAUGGGUGUGUUGCCUGACCGAAGUAAAAAGAUUGUUCCCAAGGUUUACCAUGACCUGAUGACGAACCCGGAUUCCCCAAUUGUUGAUUUCUAUCCCCGCGAUUUCGAGCUGGAUAUGAAUGGAAAGAAGAUGGACUGGGAGGCAGUCAUCAAGAUUCCAUUCAUUGAUGAGAAACGUCUCUUGGACGCUAUGGGACCCAAGAACGAUUUGUUGGAACCUGACGAGAAGGCACGAAACGGAUUUGGUGUUCCUCUCAAGUUCACAUACUCACCCGACGUCGACUUUGUCUACCCUUCCCCAUUGCCUGGUGUCUUCCCCGAGAUUCAGAACUGCCGUUGCAUCGAGAACAUUUUUGACCUUCCAGAUGUGGAAGGCCUUGAAUACUUGUCAGGAUUGACUAGUGGUGCUCUACUGAACGUCGAUGCUUUGGCGGGCUUCCCUACUCUUCAUACUCUUCCUUACAACGCGCAGCUUGUGGAGGGUUAUGGUGUCAACGUAUUCCAAACGGAUAGUAGAAAUCCAAGUGUUUGCGUUACUUUGACCGAGACGGAGAACCGUACCAAGAUAGAAACUUGGAAAGCGAAACUCGGCCAACGAUGCUUCGUGGGAUACCCAUUCCUUCAGGAAGCCAAGGUUAUCAAAGUGCAAGAUGAGCUCUUCAGCUACGAACUGGCCGACAAUGGGAAAGACAUUGUCACUAGGGACCACAACAAUCGAGAGGCUGCUGACUGGGCUAGGGAAGCUGAUUACCUCGAAAACUGGCACGCUAAGCGCCUUGCGAUCGUUAUUGGGCAAGUCGAAUGUUUAGUAUACGUCCAUAUGCUUAAGGGCCUCCUUCGUACGGAGGAGGGUGCCCUGAUCAAGGAGUAUGCUGAAAACCCCAGUCUCAGGAGUACAUAUGCCGCGCAAACCAUUGUUGAUGAAGUCGUCAAUGAGGACGAACGAUUCAUUGAGAAGGAAGCGUUGCCCAUCGAGGAAGAAUUCCCUCGAGGCACUCGCGCAUUCUUCCUUGGCGAGUACGCUUACGGUCGUCCCCUGGAAGUCGCUUCCCACGCAAACAACAAGACAGAGAUUGUUGUCUCGAUGCUCAAAAACAAGGAACAGGAGUUCGCCAAGCAGAUCAUUCAUCAAGCCGAACGGUCCAAUCCCUAUACCCCAUCAUUUGCCGUCGCUAAGCAGCUGGGUAUCCAUCCUCUUGUUCUGAGUAAGAUCACUUCUUCUUACCAGAUUAUUAAUUCUGCUGGACUUCGAUUGAACUUGGGAUUGAACCUGAAGUUUGAGGGCCGAAAGCUCAAGGUUUUGGGCUAUUCGAGGAAGUCGCAUACAGGCUGGGAAUUCAGUGGCAUGGCUAUCAAGUUGAUUGCUGACUAUAUGGUCGCCUUCCCUGACUUCUUUGCUGCCAUUCAGAGAGAACCACAGAAGAGCGAGGUUCACGAAACAGAUCUCUGGAAGGACCCCAGCGUUGCUUCCCAAAGAGUCAAGGAGGUUGUGGCUUGGCUCAAGAAGCAGGAGACCAGCAAGUUCGAGCGGGUUCCUUUGGAGGCCGAACAACUUGAUUCAGAGGUAGUCACGGCCUUGGCCCAUGCCGGAGAACAGGUGCAUGCUGCCUCUCAAGAUAUUGAUAUCAAGAAGCUGCGUGGGGUUCCUCGUUCAGCGCUUCUCAAGCCAUCUGAUGCUGAAAUGGUGCUUGGCAGCCAGAACUUUACGCUCGGAGACCGAGUUACUUAUGUUUCUGCUGCUGGCAAGGUUCCCAUCGCCACCCGCGGUACCGUCGUUGGUAUCAGCCGUACUGCUACUGCUCUGCUUCUGGAUGUUGUGUGGGAUACAUCCUUUAUGAGCGGCACAACGCUCAACGAAAGAGCUCCCAUGUUCCGUGGCCAGACCGUGGCAUCAUCCUCGGUCUUGAACACCACUAACAAACAAAUCAUUUCUACCACCACCAAAUCGCAGCAGCAGCGAAGACCAGUCAUUGCCGCACAGGGUGGAUAUGCAAAUGUCGGCGUCACUCAAUACAGAGAUGCACCGGCCCCUGGUCCCCUUCGCGGUGGGUGGAGUGGAGCUCUAAACGGCAACAACUCUUCCGGACGCGGCCGCGGUAACGGUGUUCGCGGAGGUGCCCCCAACCUCAUGCACAGCACCUUGGUUUAUCGAAACGGUCCUCCAAACGGUGCGGCCCAGGGUCAAGAUGUUAACGGCAACGGUACCAGAGGCAGAGGAGGUCGUGGCCGAGGCCGUGGCAGCCAUCACGGUUCACCAGCUCCUGACGGCGGUCAUGGAGCAGGCCAGGAACAGAUGUAUGGUAACGUCCCGCCACCCGCCAGUCUUGAUCAACCACGAGGUAGGGGUCGAGGUCGAGGACGCGGAGGAAGAGGUCGUGGAGGGCCUAAUCGUGGACGAGGUGGCGCAGGAGCCGGUGGUAAUGGAAGCCAGGGCUAG
Molecule: messenger RNA, 4221 nt
Organism: Fusarium coffeatum
Lineage: Eukaryota; Fungi; Ascomycota; Sordariomycetes; Hypocreales; Nectriaceae
Exons: 5
Coding region: 1-4221 (1406 amino acids)
Biological process (GO): rRNA catabolic process; nuclear-transcribed mRNA catabolic process
Cellular component (GO): nucleus
Molecular function (GO): 5'-3' RNA exonuclease activity; RNA binding
Source: RefSeq, a predicted model, not a curated record